This is a messenger RNA of Trichosporon asahii var. asahii CBS 2479, 2964 nucleotides long. Its product is annotated as plasma membrane H(+)-ATPase 1. The transcript is spliced from 3 exons. NCBI's taxonomy places the organism in Eukaryota, Fungi, Basidiomycota, Tremellomycetes, Trichosporonales, Trichosporonaceae. Gene Ontology annotation, molecular function: ATP hydrolysis activity; ATP binding; P-type proton-exporting transporter activity. The record is from RefSeq and is a predicted model, not a curated record. Gene Ontology annotation, biological process: proton export across plasma membrane; regulation of intracellular pH. Gene Ontology annotation, cellular component: plasma membrane. The coding region runs from base 1 to 2964 and encodes 987 amino acids.
AUGGGAUCGACGGCGGCGGUCAUGUGGGAGUCCUCUCUCCCCGCCCCUGCCGCUGGCGCUCCCCCUGCCACUGAGGAGGAGCCCAAGAAGAAGCGCGAGUACAAGGGCUUCGAGGAGAAGCACGAAGGUGACAAGCAUGUCAAGGUCGACAUGAACACCAUCAGCUUCACCGCUGCCGACCUUUACGACAAGGACAAGGUCGACAUCGAGCACGUCGUCAUGGAGGAGAUGUUCCACCUCCUCCAGUGCGACGCCAACGGUCUCACCACUGCCCAGGCCGAGGAGCGUAUCGGCAUCUUCGGUCCCAACAAGCUCGAGGAGAAGUCUGAGAACGUCGUCCUCCAGUUCCUGUCCUUCAUGUGGAACCCUCUCUCCUGGGUCAUGGAGGGUGCCGCCCUCGUCGCUAUUGCGAUGUCCAACGGUGAGGGCAAGCCUCCUGACUGGCCCGACUUCGUCGGUAUCGUUCUCCUUCUCUUCGUGAACUCGACCAUCGGUUUCAUCGAGGAGCGCAACGCUGGUAACGCUGUCAAGGCUCUUAUGGACUCUCUUGCCCCCAAGGCUAAGGUUAAGCGUGACGGUGUCUGGAAGGAGGUUGAGUCUGCCGAGCUCGUUCCCGGAGACCUCGUUUCUUUCAAGCACGGUGACGUCUGCCCUGCCGACUCGCGUCUCAUUGAGGCCGUUGAUGUUUCCAUGGACCAGGCUGCCCUUACCGGAGAGUCUCUUCCCGUCGGCAAGGACGAGGGUGACGAGUGCUUCUCUGGCUCUACCUGCAAGCAGGGUGAGGCUGAGGGUAUCGUCAUCUCCACUGGUCCCAACACCUUCUUCGGUCGCGCUGCUACCCUUGUCGGCCAGGAUAACGACCAGGUCGGACACCUGCAGAUGGUUCUCGCCCGCAUUGGUUCCUUCUGUCUCGUCUCCAUCGGUAUCUUCGUCCUUCUCGAGAUCCUCAUUCUCUACGCCGACUUCCGUUACUCUUACCGCCGCGGUCUCGACAACAUUCUUGUGCUCUUGAUCGGUGGUAUCCCCAUUGCCAUGCCUACUGUCCUCUCGGUUACCCUCGCCGUCGGUGCCCAGCAGCUCGCCAAGCACAAGGCUAUCGUUACCCGUAUCACUGCCAUUGAGGAGCUUGCCGGUGUUACCAUCCUCUGUUCCGACAAGACUGGUACUCUUACCACCAACAAGCUUACCAUUGACAAGGAGAACGUCAAGUGCUACUCGCACUGGGACGUCGACGGAGUCUGUCUCCUCGCUGCCUACGCCUCGCGUACCGAGAACCAGGACGCCAUUGACGGCUGUGUCGUCGGCACUCUUCCCAACCCCGCCAUGGCUCGUGAGGGCAUUGAGCUCCUUGACUUCAAGCCCUUCAACCCCGUUGACAAGCGUACCGAGAUUACCUACCGUGACCUCCGUGACGGCGGCAAGCUUAAGCGUGUCACCAAGGGUAUGACUGGUACUAUUAUCGACCUCUGCUCGCGCAACAAGACUUCCGAGCUUGAGGACCGUCUCGAGGCUGACGUCGAGGAGUUCGCUCUUCGUGGUCUCCGUGCCCUUGCUAUCGCUUACGAGGAUGUCGUCGGUGGUGACGCCCAGUCCCCCGGCAACGGCUUCGAGCUUGUUGGUCUCCUCUCCAUCUUCGACCCUCCCCGUUCCGACACCAAGAAGACCAUCGAGGACGCCCAGGACCUCGGUGUCGAGGUUAAGAUGGUUACCGGUGACCAGCUCGCUAUCGCCAAGGAGACCGGUCGUCGUCUCGGUCUCGGUGACCACAUGUACCCCGCCAAGGUUCUCAAGGACGGCCCCGAGCCCGGCUCGAAGCACGCCAACCUCGACGAGAUGAUCAUGGACGCCGAUGGAUUCGCUGGUGUGUUCCCCGAGCACAAGUUCGAGAUUGUCAAGCGUAUCCAGGCUCUCGGCCACCUCUGUGCCAUGACUGGUGACGGUGCCAACGACGCCCCCGCUCUUUCGCGUGCCAACGUCGGUAUCGCUGUCGAGGGUGCCACCGACGCUGCCCGUGGUGCUGCCGACAUUGUCCUUACCGAGCCCGGUCUCUCUACCAUCGUCCACGCCAUCUACGGUUCCCGUGUCAUCUUCCAGCGUAUGCGUAACUACGCCAUCUACGCUUGUGCCGUCACCAUCCGUAUCGUCGUUGGUUUCGCUAUCAUGGCCUUCGCUUGGAAGUUCGACUUCCCUCCCUUCAUGGUCCUUGUCAUUGCCGUGCUCAACGACGGUACUAUCAUGACUCUCUCGCUCGACCGUGUCCUUCCUUCGAAGACCCCCGACUCUUGGGACCUUGCCGAGGUCUUCUCGUUCGGUAUCGCUUACGGUCUCUACCUCGCCGCCUCGACCAUUGCUCUCUACGCUGUCAUGAACGAGACCAACUGGUUCAACGACAAGUUCGGCGUCGAGCCCUACCGCAACAACGACUACGGCUCGCACAUGGUUAUCUACCUCCAGGUCGCUAUCAUCUCGCAGGCCCUCAUCUUCGUUACCCGUUCGCACGGCCCCUCGUGGACUGAGCGUCCCUCGGUUGCUCUUAUGGCUGCCUUCUGUAUUGCCCAGCUCAUCUCGUCCAUCAUUGCUGCCUACGGCAACUGGGGCUUCUCCCAGGUCCGUGCCAUCUCUGGUGGAUGGAUCGGUAUCGUUUGGGUCUGGAACAUUGUCUGGUACAUCCCUCUCGACCUGGUCAAGUUCGUCAUGAAGAAGACCGUCAUUGCCGCUCUCCAGAAGCGCAAGGCUGCCAAGGCUGCGGCUCCCCUCGUCGACGAGUCUGGCGAGCGCCUCCAGCGCACCGCCUCUCGCCACGAGUCGCUCUAUUCGAACCGCACCAACUUCCUGUCGCGCGCUACCCGCCGCCUCAAGGGUGGAGCCAAGAUCAACAUCUCGAAGAACGAGCUCGAGCGCUUCUCCUCGAUCCAGGCCCAGCAGUCUGGCGCCGCUCUCCAGCGUGCUGCUUCGCGCCAUUAA